Molecule: messenger RNA, 576 nt
Organism: Engraulis encrasicolus (European anchovy)
Lineage: Eukaryota; Metazoa; Chordata; Actinopteri; Clupeiformes; Engraulidae
Exons: 2
Coding region: 1-576 (191 amino acids)
Source: RefSeq, a predicted model, not a curated record
AUGGGAGCACAGGGCGCCACUGAGAGCUCGGGCAGUAUCAGCGUCCACAGAUAUGUGCAAGAGAAACAAAAGCGGCAGCCCAGUACCGGCCCAGCUCAGAGAGCCCAGUACAGCCCAGCUCAGGGAACCCAGAACAGCUCAGGGAACCCAGUACAGCCCGGCCCAGCUCAGGGAACCCAGUACAGCCCAGCUCAGGGAACCCACAGCCCAGCUCAGGGAACCCAGAACAGCUCAGCUCAGGGAACCCAGUACAGCUCAGCCCAGCUCAGAUCAGGGAACCCAAUACAGCCGAGCUCAGGGAACCCAGAACAGCCCAACCCAGGGAACCCACAGUCCAACCCAGCUCAGGGAACUCAGUUCAGCCCAGCCCAGCUCAGCUCAGAGAAUCCAGAACAGCCCAGCCCAGCUCAGGGAACCCAGCCCAACUCAGCUCAGGGAACCCAGUUCAGCCCAACCCAGCUCUGGCAAACAAGUACAGCCCAGCCCAGCCCAGCUCAGGGAACCCAGUACAGCUCAGCUCAGGGAACUCAGUUCAGCCCAGAUCAGGGAAUCCACAGCCCAACCCAGCUCAGGUAA